AUGUAUAAACCAUCAACAGCAGCAGCUUUGAGAGUAUUUGCAUUGUACAAUAAGGUGUCACACAGUAGUGGUGUAUUCCGUUGCUACUCAUCAUCAACUGCUACUCCUACUGCUGCUGCUGCCGCUGCCACUACUCAUCAACCAUUGAGAAUCGCACUCGUUGGCGCCCCAGGAUCAGGUAAAGGAACACAAUCAGCAAAACUAGAGAGAGACUAUUCAAUCAAACCAAUAUCAACUGGUCAGAUAUUGCGUCAAUCGUCCAAAGAGGACUCUGAUCUUGGCAGAGAUAUCAAGGCAAAGUUGGAUGCUGGACAGUUGCUGUCCGAUGACUUUAUGUUCAAGAUUGUCAAAGAAUAUCUUUCAAAGAUGAAUACCUACUUGCUCGAUGGUUUUCCUCGAACCACAAAGCAGGCUGAAGAUUUGGACAGAUGGCUUGAGGAUCAAAAGACUCCAUUGGACUUUGUACUAUACAUUGAUGUGCCAGAGGAAGUGCUCAUCGAUAGAAUACAGGAUCGUUGGAUACAUCCAGGCAGUGGACGCGUCUACAACUCCACCUACAACAAACCAAAGGUGGCCAUGUUGGAUGAUGUGACUGGCGAGCAAUUGAUGCGACGCUCCGACGACAAUGAGGAGCGUAAGAUCAAGGACAGAAUUGAAACGUAUCAUCGAGAGACCAUGCCCAUCCUCGAGCACUACAAGCAACGAGGCAAGUUGGUUUCUAUCUACUCGCCAAACUCUGACGUUGGCCACCAACAACAUCAACAACACCUUGAAUGA
Molecule: messenger RNA, 777 nt
Organism: Acytostelium subglobosum LB1
Lineage: Eukaryota; Evosea; Eumycetozoa; Acytosteliales; Acytosteliaceae
Exons: 5
Coding region: 1-777 (258 amino acids)
Biological process (GO): nucleobase-containing compound metabolic process
Cellular component (GO): cytoplasm
Molecular function (GO): ATP binding; AMP kinase activity
Source: RefSeq, a predicted model, not a curated record